Messenger RNA from Sesamum indicum (sesame), 2797 nucleotides. It is a transcript of the gene AGO5, whose product is annotated as Argonaute family protein. Lineage: Eukaryota; Viridiplantae; Streptophyta; Magnoliopsida; Lamiales; Pedaliaceae. Gene Ontology annotation, molecular function: RNA binding; protein binding. The record is from RefSeq and is a predicted model, not a curated record.
GCCGCCUUCCUCUGCGAAGGCGUUGAGGAAUCCACCCAGGCCGGGUUUUGGAACUAUAGGACACAAAAUCAUUGUCAAGGCCAACCACUUUUUGGUGACAGUGGCUGACUUAGAUCUGAAUCACUACGAUGUGUCAAUUUCGCCGGAGGUAUCCUCGAAGAAAGUAUGCAGGGAAAUUAUGAACCAGCUUGUUAAUUCUUUCCAUGCAUCACAUCUGGGAAAGCGAAGGUUAGCUUAUGAUGGACGAAAAAGUUGCUACACUGCAGGACAAUUGCCGUUCUCAUCCAAGGACUUUGUUGUCAAGCUUGUUGAUCAAGACAGUCAAGCCAGGAGGGAGCGUGAAUUCAAGGUCUCUAUUAAAUUUGCUGCCAAAGCCGACCUUCAUCACCUGAAACAAUUCUUACAAAGCAGACAACUUGAUUUUCCCCAAGAAACUUUACAAUGUCUAGAUGUGGUUCUCCGGGUGAAACCCAGCAACAGUUACGAAGUUGUUGGACGGUCCUUCUUUUCUCCAGAUUUGGGUAAGAUGGGGGAGCUUGGUAAUGGUCUGGAAUACUGGAAAGGAUUUUACCAGAGUCUUCGUCCGACGCAGAUGGGGCUCUCACUAAACAUAGAUAUGUCAGCUAGAGCAUUUUUUGAACCUAUUUUGGUUUCUGAAUACGUGUUCAAGUACUUCAACAGGGAUUUGACAAGGCCAUUGUCUGAUCAGGAUCGACUUAAGGUGAAGAGGGCACUUAGAGGAGUUAGAGUUGAGACCCGCCAUCUGGGCCAUAUCAAACGCCACAAGAUCACUGGCUUGUCUACUGAACCAGCAGAAAAAUUGAUGUUUCCGUUGGACGAGUCUGGAGCAAGGAUAUCUGUUUCUAAGUACUUCAGCCAAAAGUAUAAUAUUGUGCUGAAUUAUCCGCAUUUGCCUGCUAUUCAGGCUGGUAGCAGUGUAAAACCUGUUUAUAUUCCAAUGGAGGUGUGCAGAAUCGUUGAGGGCCAACGGUACUCCAAAAAGUUAAAUGAGAGACAAGUUACUGCACUGCUGAAAGCCACCUGUCAGCGCCCACAUGACAGAGAGAGGAGCAUUGUAGAGAUGGUCAAACACAACAAUUACAACAAUGAUAUACUUGUGAAGGAGUUUGGACUGCAAGUUAGACCUGAACUUACUCCAAUAGAGGCACGGGUUUUGCCUCCUCCCAUGCUGAAGUAUCAUGAGACUGGCCGGCAGACAGUAAUUGAGCCUAGAGUAGGACAAUGGAACAUGAUUGACAAGAAAAUGGUCAAUGGUGGCAGGGUUGAUUUCUGGACGUGUAUCAGCUUUUCGAGAUCAAAUCUAGAUGUUAACCGAUUCUGCAGUGAAUUGAUUGGCAUGUGCUGUAGUAAAGGGAUGGAAUUUAAUCCAAGACCUUUAGUUCCUAUUCGUUCUGCCCAUCCUGGCCAGAUUGAGAAGAGCCUGUCUGAUAUUCAUGCAGAAUCUUCCUCAAAACUUGUGAGCAUGAAGCUGACAGGGAAACAACUUCAGUUGCUCAUUAUCAUUCUGCCUGAUGCCAGUGGAUCAUAUGGGAAUAUCAAGCGAGUAUGUGAAACAGAACUGGGGAUUGUAUCGCAAUGUUGUCAGCCAAAGCAGGCCCUGAAAUACAAUAAACAGUACAUGGAAAACGUAGCUCUCAAGAUCAAUGUGAAGGUUGGAGGGCGUAAUACCGUCCUGGAGCAGGCACUACAUGGAAAAGUGCCUUACCUCAGUGAUCGCCCUACCAUCAUCUUUGGUGCGGAUGUCACACAUCCUAAUCCAGGAGAGGAUUCAAGCCCUUCUAUAGCUGCGGUUGUGGCUUCAAUGGAUUGGCCUGAAGUAACAAAAUACAGGGGGCUGGUUUCUGCACAGGCCCACCGGGAGGAGAUGAUCCAGGAUCUCUAUACCUUGAGAAAAGAUCCUCAACGGGGUAUAGUUCAUGGAGGAAUGAUUAGGGAACUUUUGAUUGCCUUCUACAAGUCCACUGGGCAGAAGCCUCACCGCAUUAUAUUCUACAGGGAUGGUGUCAGUGAAGGACAAUUUAGCCAGGUUCUUCUGCAUGAAAUGGAUGCCAUCAGAAAGGCCUGUGUUUCCAUAGAAGAAAAUUAUCUGCCAAAAGUUACCUUUGUGGUGGUGCAAAAGAGACAUCAUACUCGUCUUUUUCCCGCUGAUCAUGGAGACAAGCGAACAACAGACAGGAGUGGCAACAUUUUGCCUGGUACUGUCGUCGAUACCAGAAUAUGCCAUCCCCAUGAGUUUGAUUUUUACCUUUGUAGCCAUGCAGGGAUUCAGGGAACUAGCCGCCCAACCCAUUACCAUGUUUUAUUUGAUGAGAAUAGGUUCACUGCAGAUGGCCUCCAAAUGCUAACCAACAACUUGUGUUAUACGUAUGCUAGGUGUACUCGCUCAGUCUCCAUAGUUCCACCUGCUUACUACGCUCAUCUAGCUGCAUUUCGUGCUCGAUACUACAUUGAAGGUUCUGAUUUGUCUGACAGUGGGUCAACAGCUGCGGGGUCUGGCGGGGCUACUAGGGAUAAGACUAGAGAGGUCCGCCCUUUGCCUGUGAUCAAGGAUAACGUGAAAGAUGUGAUGUUCUAUUGCUAAUCUGGUUGACUUAUGUCAUCCAGCCUUUUGACUUAAGAGGAACUCUUAAUUUGUUAAUAGUCCUUUUUUGCUUGCAUUUGAGAUAGGCUUUUCUCUGGUUAGAAAGCUUUCAUGAUGUGGAUGGAACUGUUGGUUCUAACUCUCUGUCACUAAAAUACAUGACUCUUUUAACUGUUGGUUUUAACUACUGGUGCU